UUGCGCUGCUGCGCACCCACGGCAUCAUUUGGCAUUUUGACUCGGAACACGCACGAUGAUGUCUCUGUACGUGAUGGCCAAGACGAUUCGCGCCGAGAACAAAGAGAUGCACGAGGCCGAACUGCCCCGGGACCACCGCAGCCACUGCCUCAACUGCCGAAAACAGUUCAACCUCCUGCGGCGAAAAGUGAAAUGCACCACGUGCGGCGAAGGGUUUUGCAAAGACUGCACCGAAGUUGUUUUAUCCGACGACGACAAGCGCACAUGCCACUACUGCUUCAACUCGUUCUACAAGCACAGCAUGAACACAGACUGCAGCUUGCCCACGCCGACCCACGGCGACGGCUCGAGCAACGUCGACAACCUCUCGAUGACGGUCGAGUCGUUUUACAAGACGUACUAUGCCACACUGCAGAAACCAACGUCGUUGUCGGCGCAGGACACGGACACCGCGACCGAUUCCGACCGGAACAGCGACGACUCGGACGAUCGGCGAUCGUCCAUCCCCAUCUUGUGACUCGCCAACUUAAGUUAACACACACGUAUUUAUUUCGUCAUGC
Messenger RNA from Aphanomyces invadans, 560 nucleotides. RefSeq lists its product as hypothetical. The record is from RefSeq and is a predicted model, not a curated record. Bases 56 to 517 code for a protein of 153 amino acids. NCBI's taxonomy places the organism in Eukaryota, Oomycota, Saprolegniomycetes, Saprolegniales, Verrucalvaceae. The transcript has a single exon. Gene Ontology annotation, molecular function: metal ion binding.